CUUCUACUUAAGAUAGGAAGAAUGUGUCCUUCCAUCACAAUGAAAGUUUUUUGUGAUACUCAUUUUCUACCCAGUUAUACAGCUUCCUCAUUAACAGGGAAUACUCAUGACAUGUCUGUGUAUAAUAACCAUCUUGAGACCAUGUCUUGAAUCUGCGUAUAAACAUUACAAAGGGUAGAAUUCUGCAUGUGCAUGGGCAACUUGUAUUAUUUUAAUAGUGAUGGCUAGUUUCCGUUUCUUUAAAGGCCCAUAUAGUUGAGAAAUACUAGUAUUUCUCGGGAUUUUAAGAUCAUAAUAUCCGUGUUGCUGGUUGUGAAAAUUGUCUGGGUUGGUGGGGACUGGGAGAAAAGAACAUUUCCACAGGAUUUGGCUAUCAACAAAUCUUUGUUUCCUGUUCUGGCCUCCCUACCUAUCAGCUAUAUUAGUGACCCUGCCGGCAGGUUUCUCCUUUCUUUUACCACAGGAAAACUGUCCGACCUCUUUUUCUAGCAUUUUCAGGACCCGCCUGACAGGAAAUUUUCUAAUUGCCGGAACAGCUGGUAGGAGAAAACUUUACAGGGGCUUGGCCUUUCCUUUCUAACUUAAGUUUUACCGUUAGAAAUUACUUUAUCACCGUCAUGGUUUCGUAGCCAUGUUUAAAUUUUUGUCUUUUCGUGUUCGCUCUAUACAGGAAGAAGGCAGUAUCAAAGAAAUUGCAAUCACACAUCAUGUAAAGGAAGGUCAUGAAAAGGCAGAUCCUUCCCAGUUUGAGCUUUUAAAAGUAUUAGGACAGGGAUCAUUUGGAAAGGUUUUCUUGGUGAAAAAAAUCUCAGGCUCUGAUGCUAGACAGCUUUAUGCCAUGAAGGUAUUGAAGAAGGCCACACUGAAAGUUCGAGACCGUGUUCGGACAAAAAUGGAACGUGAUAUUUUGGUAGAAGUUAAUCAUCCUUUUAUUGUCAAGUUACAUUAUGCUUUUCAGACUGAAGGAAAGUUGUAUCUUAUUUUGGAUUUUCUCAGGGGAGGAGAUUUGUUUACACGAUUAUCCAAAGAGGUGAUGUUCACAGAAGAAGAUGUCAAAUUCUACUUGGCUGAACUUGCACUUGCUUUAGACCAUCUACAUAGCCUGGGAAUAAUCUAUAGAGACUUAAAGCCAGAAAACAUACUUCUUGAUGAAGAAGGUCACAUCAAGUUAACAGAUUUUGGCCUAAGUAAAGAGUCUAUUGACCAUGAAAAGAAGGCAUAUUCUUUUUGUGGAACUGUGGAAUAUAUGGCUCCAGAAGUAGUUAAUCGUCGUGGUCAUACUCAGAGUGCUGACUGGUGGUCAUUUGGUGUGUUAAUGUUUGAAAUGCUCACUGGUACAUUACCGUUCCAAGGAAAAGAUCGAAAAGAAACAAUGACUAUGAUUCUUAAAGCCAAACUUGGGAUGCCACAGUUUUUGAGUCCUGAAGCCCAGAGUCUUUUACGAAUGCUUUUCAAACGAAAUCCAGCCAACAGAUUAGGCGCAGGACCAGAUGGAGUUGAAGAGAUUAAGAGACAUUCAUUUUUCUCAACAAUAGACUGGAAUAAACUAUAUAGGAGAGAAAUUCAUCCACCUUUUAAACCUGCAACUGGUAGGCCUGAAGAUACAUUCUAUUUUGAUCCUGAAUUUACUGCAAAAACUCCCAAAGAUUCACCCGGCAUUCCACCUAGUGCUAAUGCACACCAGCUCUUUCGGGGGUUUAGUUUUGUUGCUAUUACCUCAGACGAUGAAAGCCAAGCAAUGCAGACAGUUGGUGUACAUUCAAUUGUUCAGCAAUUGCACAGGAACAGUAUCCAGUUUACUGAUGGAUAUGAAGUAAAAGAAGAUAUUGGAGUUGGAUCAUACUCUGUUUGCAAGAGAUGUAUACAUAAAGCCACAAACAUGGAGUUUGCAGUGAAGAUUAUUGAUAAAAGCAAGAGAGAUCCAACUGAGGAAAUUGAAAUUCUUCUCCGUUAUGGACAGCACCCAAACAUUAUUACCCUAAAGGACGUAUAUGAUGAUGGAAAAUAUGUGUAUGUAGUAACAGAACUUAUGAAAGGAGGUGAAUUACUGGAUAAAAUUCUUAGACAGAAAUUUUUCUCUGAACGAGAAGCCAGUGCUGUCCUGUUUACCAUAACCAAAACUGUCGAAUAUCUUCAUGCACAAGGGGUGGUUCACAGAGACUUGAAACCUAGCAACAUUCUUUAUGUGGAUGAAUCUGGUAAUCCAGAAUCUAUUCGAAUUUGUGAUUUUGGCUUUGCAAAACAGCUGAGAGCAGAAAAUGGUCUUCUCAUGACUCCCUGUUAUACUGCAAAUUUUGUUGCACCAGAGGUUUUAAAGCGACAAGGCUAUGAUGCUGCUUGUGAUAUAUGGAGUCUUGGUGUCCUCCUCUAUACAAUGCUUACUGGCUACACUCCAUUUGCAAAUGGUCCUGAUGACACACCAGAGGAAAUAUUGGCACGAAUAGGUAGCGGAAAAUUCUCACUCAGUGGUGGUUACUGGAAUUCCGUUUCAGACACAGCAAAGGACCUGGUGUCAAAGAUGCUUCACGUAGACCCUCAUCAGAGACUGACUGCUGCUCUGGUGCUCAGACAUCCUUGGAUCGUCCACUGGGACCAACUGCCGCAAUACCAACUGAACAGACAGGAUGCGCCACAUCUAGUAAAGGGUGCCAUGGCAGCUACGUACUCUGCUUUAAACCGUAAUCAGUCACCAGUCUUGGAACCGGUAGGCCGCUCCACUCUUGCUCAGCGGAGAGGUAUUAAAAAAAUCACCUCAACAGCCCUGUGAAGUGACCUCAGUGAGAGAUUUGGUACCAUGGUGUAAGCUGAUAGCACAAGUUCUGGCGACAGGUAGCACAUAUCUGAGAGACACCUGCAAGCACACACUGUCCCAGCCGGUACCCAUAAUGCUGCUGCCCCUGCUGCUGCUCCUGCUUUCGUCUCUUCUCGCUUUCAAUGAUCGUUAGCAAGUUAGAUUUUCCUGGAGCUCCGGAUGAAAUGAAAGUGGAAACGUGAUGAAGAUAUAUUCACUGAAUCAAUGAGAAAAACAAUGAACAUAUGAAUACCACCUAAAAUACACUGAAUAAAGUACUCUACACCAUAUAGCAUUAUUUUUAUAGGAGAUAUUUCAUGUCCCUUAAAUAUUCUUUGUUAGUUAUAGGGAUGGACAGUUUAUGUUAAGCACUUAGCUUAAACAAUCCGUUUAUAUUAGCACUGUAUCCCUUGUGCCAUCCAACAUUUUGUAUGUUUUUGUAAACAGUUCAUACACAGUACAUUUCUGUACUGCUUUCUUUAAUGUAUACAUGCCUUGUUUAACUUGGAAUCUAUUAUUAUUAACCAAUUGACUAUUAAAUUUGGUUAAAUAGUUCACCUGGAUUAGCAGUAUUGUUGGACAGCCCUAAAAAAUGGCCAGAUUGUGAAACAGCUGUUGAAUGUAAACUUUCAAAAUGUACAUAUCUUCCCUGUGUCUGUUUCACUGGUUUGUUCGUUUGUUUGUUUCUUAAAGUCAGGUGCUCUGUCAGACUAACCUAGAGAGCUAUUAUGGUAGAGAAAGUUAUCAUACAUGUGUGGCAUGGAAUCAAGAGUACAUCUAUGAAGUAAGCCCAUAUACUUUGCAACUCCUUUGGGUUCUUUUUUCCUUAAUUAAAGAAGUAGUCCUUGCACUUUUAAUCCUGUAUCCAUACUUAGUAUUUGGCAUAUUAUUUGAGAUUUUGCCAAUAUACAUAAAAAGCCUUUAAUAGUCAUCGUAAAGAGAUUGGUGAAGAAAAAUUUAGCCACAGGUAAUUGAAGUCCUAAUGGAUAUUUCAUGUUUAAAUAGAUAUUCCAUAUUAAACACUAAUUUGAUUGUAAUAAAGGCCACAGGCCUCUCUAUGAAAUUGGAUUUAAACUUUCUUAAUCUAGGGAAUAAAACUUUCUUGAGCAAAACAGUAUCUGUUCGAACCUGAACUCCUGACUAAGGUAGUCUGAGUGAACAUUCAGCGUUUUCUGGAUUCCUCCUGAUGACUUCUAGCCAUAUAUUACUUUUUUUGAUUUCAGAAAACCUCCGUUUCGUAAUGGCCACUGGGUCUGCUUAGAUGGCAGUAUUUGUUACAUUCAUCUAAUCUGGUAGUUUCCACAGUUUUAUCUAAUGAAAGAAAGAAACUUUUGGGCCCAUUAUUACCUGUGUCUUUGCCAAUCUACCUAGCAUACAUCGAUACGUAAUGUAAAAGAUAUAUGAGCAAGGAAAGAGUCAUUUAACUUACCAAAUCAAGAACGUGCCCGAACAGAUCUUUCUUAGUCAUGUACUAAACCAUUUACAUCAGAAGUCUUUUUUUCCAGCCAGAAGCUUUAAAUCUUCCCAAAGCCGAAGGAGAGUGGUUCAUCUAAAUGUCUUGAAAGCAAGUUGUCAUUCUUAAAUUUCUCCAAUGCAAUUGAACAGAAAGGGGGACAUCUAUAACAUUCCUCUUACCCAAGUGACACAAAUGAUUAUUGCAUAAAAAUCUAACUUACCUUCUAAAUGAAAAAUGUAUGAGAAGAGAGAAAUCAGAAGAUGUAGGUGGAAGCUUUUCUUUCCCCCUCUACUACUCAGUGUUUCAAACCAUGGUCAUCCCAAAUUCUUGGCACUCUUUAAAUGUUAAAGUAAUGCUGAGCAGAAAAAAAGAUACCUAGUUUCAGGUUGUUGACACUGAAGCUAUUCCAUAAUUGCUUAGGUAUGUUGUCCAUAAUAGGAUUAGAAGUCAACACCAUAAAUAUUUUCUAUUUAUAAGGCAGAGUUAUAGGAAGAGAGAGAGAAAGGAAGAUUUUCCAUCUACUGGUUCACUUCCCAAAUGGCUGCAAUGGCCAGGACUGGGCCAGGCUGAAGCCAGGAGUUUCUCCUAGGUCUCCUACAUGGGUUCAGGGGCCCAAAGACUUGGGCCAUUCUCCACUGCUUUCCCAGGUGCGUUUGCAGGGAGCUGGAUUGAAAGUGGAGCAGCCGGGACUCAAACCAGAGCCCAUAUGGAAUGCCGGCAUUUCAGGCGGCAGCUUAACCUGCCAUUCCACCACACUGGCCCCAAUACCCUAAAUCUUAAUAAGUUAUCUGGCCCAACGUGGUCAUACUGCAUGUAAAGAGCCUGAGACCCAAAUUAAAGACUAGAUCCUUCUCAUUUAGCUUUUUUUUUUUUUUUUUUAACUCAUAAAACCGUGCUACCUUUGCCUGACCAGUAACUGAGGUUCAAGGACUAUGAAUUUCUUGGGGCAGUCCGCUGGUGGUACAGAGUGCCCAGUUUCUUUCUUUCAGAAUUAAAUGCCUUCUUUGUCUAGUCAAGCUGCCAGUUUUAUUGGAGAAAAGUAAUGGUUCACAGAGCUGAAAACUUUGCGCCUGGAAAGCAAGUUUAUGAGUAAUUUUUUUUUUUAAUCUGUGGUUCUGAUGUUCUCCGUGCUUUUGAUUUGCAGUGGACUGACCUGGCCAGCAUUGUGCUGGAAAUGUAGUGCUUGUGUUAGGUUAACUUUUCCUUGAUUUCUCAGAGUCUAACUCUGUGGCACUGGGUUGUGGUAUUGAGGCACCUGAUGGCUUUUGCCGGUCACCAGUUAGUGCUGCCAGUUCCUGGAGCUUCUCCCAGGAGAUGUCCAGUCCUAAAGAUACUUCACUGUGAAAGAAGGAACUAAACUAUCAGGUCUCUUUUACAAACAUCCUCUUAGUUUAUAAUCCAGAAUAAUAUCCAAAAUGAUAGAUUGCAUUUAACUUUGCCAGGCAUAUAUUGGGAAAAGUGCAAGUUACACUACUGUGUGUUUUCUGUUUUCCCUUUGGAGUGAUGAUGUUAAAUUAAGGUAAGUUUUUUUUUGUCUUUUUUUUUUUUUUAAUCAUUUCAGCUCCUUCUAGUUUAUAGAGAUGUCUUCUAAAUACUGUAGGCCCUUGACCUCAACCAAUUUGAUAUGAAUGCACUUACUCACAAGCAGCCCUGAAAGUCCAGAAACGUAAUGAAUUUGACAAAGCAUGAAGUUAAGAUGCCAGGAGAGUAAUGUAUGGCAAGAGUCACUUUUGAGUGUCUGGAGAGUGGGUUUGCUGUGUUUAGGGUAGAUUUCCCAGAUUUCACAUGCAGUGUGAUCCAAAGAGCAAGUUUGAGUCAACCCAGUCCCCAUCAACUUUUAAGAAGUGGCUGCUACUAGGGCCUGGGGAGGUGGGACUGUCCAAUUAACUAUGUCCUAUGCCCUCAGCCCAGGAAAGAUUUAAAUAGAGGAUUGGUAGGUGUAAAGGCUUCAAAAGAAGGCAGAGUGUGUUUGGUAGGAAAGCCCAGUCUGGAGUGAAAGCAAAAAAGCCUUCCAAGAUUUGGGGGCCUUGCUCACUUUGGCAGCACAUAUACUAAAAUUGGAAAUAUUUGGUGGCCUUGGUACACAUGUGCGCAAUCACCAAGGGAGGCCAGCAGUACACAUCUCAACAUGGCUUUGAUCCUCUCUAUUUCCUGGCCUUUAUCAUUGGCCUAAAAUUGUCAGCGAGAUUUACUGUAUUUUUAGUAGAGAAAAUUCUGUCUUUCGGUAUUGAGCAUUUGAAAUUAAUGAAGCUGUGUUGGACAGAUAGCUCAGGAGCAUAAAGGGUUAGAAAAGGUCUGUUUUCUGUGAUUAACAAACAUUAUGGAUUCCAUGGCUGACCUUGGUGCUUAAAGCUAGAGGUUCCAGUCUAGUCCUAGAGUUCUGUCCCUCUGAAAGGCCCAGCUCCCUGUGACUUAACUUUAAAUUGGAUAUACACUUUGAGCCCUGUUUAAUUCACAGAUAAAUUGACUGCAUUCGGAAUUAUUGCUUCAAUUAAUGAAAAUAGUCCUCUUUUCAACCCCAGGUUGCUUACAUUUUGCUGGUUUCCCCAAGUGACCAUUGGUGGAGACCAGGUAAUGAAGGAAUGAAUUCACUUUCUUGGGACUGUGGUAUUCUACAGAGCCACAUUUAACCACUUUUUUCAGUGAAGAAUCUACAGAACGAUAAUACCCAAAUGUGGAUGGCCAAGACGAAUUUUUACCUACAGUGUACUUUAUGUAUUUUUGACACUGCUGUAUUCUUUGUGAUCCAGUGACUGUGGUUCCAAUGUGACUAAGUGUCCUCAAAGAAUUCUAGUAACUAACUCAAUUUCCUUAAGCCUAGUAUUACUGUCAGUCUCACAUUUACCACUUUGAUUCCAGUCUUUCAACUGUUUGUAACAGGGCAUAGCAAAGGUUGGGAUGAGAGCCUACUUCCUACCUCCUAAGGCACUUUCCUUAUUAUUUUGCCAUAUAACCUUGAAAUGCAUGAUAAGCUGUUCAAAUGUUCAUGACUUCUCCCAGAGCAAUUAGCAAAGCCUAUGACAUUUUGAAUAGAGAUUAGUGGAAAGGAAAAUUUAAGAGAUUUAAGUUCCAGAGGUGGACACCUCUUUAGAGCACAUACGAUGUGAGUACAGUAUAUGUAAAUGUAUAUGAGAAGAGAGUUGCUGUAAAAGUCCUAAGUAGAUUAGUUCAAUAUCUAAUGGAAGUGAACAUCUUUACUCCUAUUAUCACUAUUGUACUGAAUGAACUGUAUACUGAGUUUUUCAGACAAGGAUUUAAGAUAGAACUUCUAAACACAAGCAAGGGCAUAAGGAUAAAGAAUUCGGUUUGUGUUUCUGUAAGUGUGGUUUACCAUAUAAAGCUUUUGUUUUUUUAAUUUAAAAAAAAGGCUUCAAGUAUUGCCAUUCAUUAGCAUCCUUAAUGAUUGUGGGUUUUUUUUUUACUCUUAAAAUUAUAGACAUAUACUUUAUUUUCUCUUGUCCUAAACAAAAAGGAAGGCAUAUACCUAAGGGAUGUAAUUAUUUUGCAGUUUUGGCCAUGGGUGGGAAUGGGCGGGGUCUACAGUUUUUAAAAAAGAAAAAAAUCACAAAUAUUUUUCUACUAUUAUAUAUGAUCUUACUUUAUACUAGUUUCUCUCAAGGUAAGGCAUGCCAGAAGCCCAAGUUACCGUAUCAUGAGUUCUUAUGUAUUGUACCUUUUAUUGGUGGUUAAAUCGUAUCAGAUGCUUGGCACUGCUGCCAUAAUUAUGAAAUGCUUGUAAAGGAUCAAAUAUCACUGAAUAGUUUAAAUUGUUUUACUUAAAAGUCUAAUCUGGGAAAUUUGCAAAUCAUAUUAUUAAUGUGUAUUCUAAGCUUUCUCAGAUGUAUCCAUGAAUAAUCUUGGAACAAUAUUGCUUGUAUUCCUGUUAUAGAACAGGUUUUGUAAUCUUUAAAAGAAAUGAAAAUUUAUAUAAUAAAGUUUGAAAUAAAUGCA
Molecule: messenger RNA, 8198 nt
Organism: Oryctolagus cuniculus (rabbit)
Lineage: Eukaryota; Metazoa; Chordata; Mammalia; Lagomorpha; Leporidae
Gene: RPS6KA3
Product: ribosomal protein S6 kinase A3
Biological process (GO): intracellular signal transduction; protein phosphorylation
Molecular function (GO): protein serine/threonine kinase activity; magnesium ion binding; ATP binding
Source: RefSeq, a predicted model, not a curated record